CGGGACCCGAGGUCCCGCGCACGGGCCAGUGAAAGGCGUUUUCCCGUUCCCGCCCUCUUCCCCUCGUCGGCCAGCACCAUGGGAUGUAAUAUGUGCGUGGUCCAGAAGCCGGAGGAGCAGUACAAAGUGAUGCUUCAGGUGACCGGGAAGGAGCUCUCCAAGCUGUCUCAGGAGCAAACCCUGGAGGCCCUGCGCUCCUCCAAGGAGCCCCUGGUGAUCCAGGUGCUGAGACGCAGUCCCCGCCUCCGGGGGGACAGCUCCUGCCACGACCUGCAGCUGGUGGACAGUGGCACUCAGACCGACAUCACCUUCGAGCAUAUCAUGGCGCUGGGCAAGCUGCGCCCGCCCACCCCGCCCAUGGUCAUCCUGGAGCCGUACGUCCUGUCUGAGCUCCCCCCCAUCAGCCAUGAGUAUUAUGACCCGGCGGAGUUCAUGGAGGGCGGCCCACAGGAGGCAGACCGUGUGGACGAGCUGGAGUAUGAGGAGGUGGAGCUCUAUAAAACCAGCCACCGCGACAAGCUGGGCCUGAUGGUUUGCUACCGCACGGAUGACGAGGAGGACCUGGGCAUCUACGUCGGAGAGGUGAAUCCCAACAGCAUCGCCGCCAAAGAUGGCCGGAUUCGCGAGGGAGACCGAAUUAUCCAGAUCAAUGGCGUGGACGUCCAGAACCGAGAGGAGGCGGUGGCCAUCCUGAGCCAGGAGGAGAAUACCAACAUCUCCCUGCUGGUGGCCCGGCCGGAGAGCCAGCUGGCAAAACGGUGGAAGGACAGUGACCGGGAUGACUUCCUGGAUGACUUCGGCUCCGAGAAUGAGGGGGACCUGCGUGCACGGAAGCUGAAAUCCCCCCCUGCCCAGCAGCUUGGAAACGAAGAGGAGAAGGCGGCCCCCGAUGCAGGGCCGGGCCUGAGCAACAGCCAGGAGCUGGAUAGCGGGGUGGGCCGGACCGACGAAAGCACCCGCAACGAGGAGAGCUCUGAGCACGACCUGCUGGGGGACGAGCCCCUGAGCACCGCCAAUACGCCAGGGCCCCUGCGCAAGUUCGGCCUGCAAGGGGACGCCGUGCAGGGCCGAGACUUCCACUUCAGCAUGGACUCCCUGCUGGCCGAGGGGGCCGGGCUGGGUGGCGCCGAGGUCCCGGGUCUCACCGACGAGGAGUAUGAGCGCUACCGAGAGUUGCUGGAAAUCAAGUGCCACCUGGAGAACGGCAACCAGCUGGGUUUCCUCUUCCCUCGGGCCUCUGGUGGCAACGGCGCCCUGGACGUCAACCGCAACGAGAGCGUGGGCCACGAGAUGGCCGUGCUAGAGGAGGAGCUGCGGCACCUCGAGUUCAAGUGCCGCAACAUUCUGCGGGCGCAGAAGAUGCAGCAACUGCGGGAGCGCUGCAUGAAGGCCUGGCUGCUGGAGGAGGAGAGCCUCUACGACCUGGGGGCCGGCGAGCCCAAGAAGCACGAGCUGUCCGACAUCUCCGAGCUGCCCGAGAAGUCGGACAAGGACAGCACCAGUGCCUACAACACGGGCGAGAGCUGCCGCAGCACCCCGCUGCUGGCCGAGCCCCUGGCGGAGAGCCCCCUGAGGCGGGCCGCCGCUGCUGCCGCCGCUGCCGCCGGCAACUCCAACCUGAACCGGACCCCCUCCGGCCCCCCCGUCGCCACCCCCCCCAAGGCCACCCCUCCGCAGGGCAGUCCCGCCAAGUUCCGGUCCCUCUCCCGGGACCCCGAGGUGGCCCGGAGACAGCACUCGGAGGAGCGUGUCCGCCGCAGCCCCAAGACCGGGGUGACCCUGGAGCGCGUGGGCCCCGAAGGCAGCCCUUACCUGUCGCGCCGCCACCGCGGCCAGGGCCAGGAGGCGGAGCACUACCACAGCUGCAUGCAGCUGGCCCCGCCGCGCAGCCUGGAAGAGCUGGGCCACGGCCCUUUGGGUUUGGCCGGGGGCCCCCGGGUGGGGGGGGGGGCCGCGGCGGCGGCGGCCACCGAAGCGCCCCGCAUGGAGUGGAAGGUCAAGGUGCGCAGCGACGGGACCCGCUACGUGGCCAAGCGACCGGUGCGCGAUCGCCUCCUCAAAGCCCGGGCCCUGAAGAUCCGGGAGGAGCGCAGCGGCAUGACCACCGACGACGACGCGGUGAGCGAGAUGAAGAUGGGCCGUUACUGGAGCAAAGAAGAGCGGAAGCAGCACCUGAUCCGGGCCCGGGAGCAGCGGAAGCGGCGUGAGUUCAUGAUGCAGAGCCGGCUGGAGUGCCUGCGGGAGCAGCAGAGCGGCGACAGCAAGGCCGAGCUCAACAUCAUCGCCUUGAGCCACCGCAAAACCAUGAAGAAGCGAAACAAGAAGAUCCUGGACAACUGGAUCACCAUCCAGGAGAUGCUGGCCCAUGGCACCCGCUCGGCAGACGGCAAGCGGGUCUACAACCCUCUGCUCUCCGUCACCACUGUCUGAGUCCAGCCAGCCUCCCGGGACCCUGUCUCCUGCUCUCCCUUAGAAGCUAGCGUGUGUGUGUGUGUGUGAGAGAGAGAGAGAGUGUGUGUGUGCGUGUGCGCACGCGCACAGAACUUUGGUACCAGACAGAGGCCCCCACGGAGAAGGGACCUUUCCUCCCCGAGUACAGCGCGCACGUCAACAGCUGGCCUGGGGGCAGACCUGUAUCGGCCCCCCUGCCGCCGUGAGUGUGUGUGCGUGUGCACGCAUGUGCACGCACAUGCACACCCCUCCAGAGGGCUGUCCGCGAGCGUACUUGGGGACAGGGAAGCCGAGGAGAGGCUAAGACGGUCCCAAGCACAAGGGAGUGUCCGGCUCCUCUCGCUGUCGGCAGCCUCCACUCUUUGUAGAUUUCAAGGGCAACCCUGAUUUUUGUGGCUUUUUCCCCCUCUGUGCUUGCCAAUUGUUGUUAUUUUUUGUUGUUUGUUUUGUGAACCUGCUCUGGGGGCUGGCAGCUCCUUCAGGCAGCCUGACAAAGGUGGGAUCCCCAAGUGAU
This is a messenger RNA of Phacochoerus africanus (Common warthog), 2965 nucleotides long. It is a transcript of the gene PDZD4, whose product is annotated as PDZ domain containing 4. The coding region runs from base 79 to 2430 and encodes 783 amino acids. NCBI's taxonomy places the organism in Eukaryota, Metazoa, Chordata, Mammalia, Artiodactyla, Suidae. The transcript has 8 exons. The record is from RefSeq and is a predicted model, not a curated record. Gene Ontology annotation, molecular function: protein binding.